This is a messenger RNA of Pocillopora damicornis (cauliflower coral), 1516 nucleotides long. Its product is annotated as L-seryl-tRNA(Sec) kinase. The record is from RefSeq and is a predicted model, not a curated record. NCBI's taxonomy places the organism in Eukaryota, Metazoa, Cnidaria, Anthozoa, Scleractinia, Pocilloporidae. Gene Ontology annotation, molecular function: tRNA binding; kinase activity.
AUGGCGGACGAAAGUGGCCAAAUUGGCGUAAUGUUAAUUUGUGGCAUUCCUGCUGCUGGAAAGUCUACAUUUGCAAAAAUAUUGCAUAAAUACGUGCAUGAAAUAACGGACGGCUCUUUUCACACAAUAUAUGUGUGUUACGAUGACUUAAUUCCUUUUGAUUUAGACUUGUAUGGUAGCAGUACGGAAAACCCAGCUCAAAACGGUUUGGAAAUGGAAACCGAAAACAGGGUUGGUAAUAGCGAGACUCUAGAGAAUUUUGAGAACUACUCAUUAUGGAAACAGCACAGAAAAUACAUACUCGAAGCAGUCGAAAAAAUUAUGAAUUUGUUACAAAAUAGUCCAUGUGGAAAUGGAGAUGAAGGAAGCGGAUCAAAUCUUGAGGCAGUUGAAUUGAAGAUGGAAGGAUUGUCUGGUUUUCAAGAGUUUUGGGGCAUUUUCCUAAGAAGCAUAUCUAAGAAAGACAGAAAGUGUUCCUGCAUUGAGAGUGGUUCAAGUAGCUGGAGGUGGAAUGGUAGUGCUCAUGUCAUUUUAGUGGAUGACAAUAUGUUUUACCACAGUAUGCGGUAUGAAUACGUCCAGCUAGCAAGAAAAUACAGAGCUGGGUUUGCAGAAGUGUUCUUGAAGUGUCCACUUGAAAUUGCAGAGGAGAGAAACAACUUAAGGAGCCACCCAGUGUCAUCAGACACUAUGAAGAAUAUGUUUAGUAAAAUGGAACCUCCUGAGCCUGAUAAGUUUCCUUGGGAGCAGUUCAGUGUCACAUUUAAAUCUGAAGUACAAUGGGAUAUUGAAAUAAUGGAGAGUGUGACUCUACUUAUUAGAGAGGCUUUGAAGCACCCAGCAGUACAAUGUGUGGAGGACUUUGAGGAAAAGGAAAAGUCAAGAAUGGCAUGCAUAACAAGCAUUGUCCAUCAGACUGACCAGGUUCUUAGAAAAUAUGUCAGUAAGGUUAUCUCUGAGGCAAAAGGCAGUGGAAAGGGGAAAAAAGAGCUUCAGUUCUUGGCAGCCCAGUUAAACAAGCAGAAGAAGGCAUUUCUGGACAAUCUACACAGCAUCAAGAGCUAUUCUGAAUGCAGUGGCAAAGAGAAGAGGAGUCUAGCUUCUAAACAACACUUACCUGGUGAUAAAACAGAGAUCACAAGGGACAACUCUUGUGAAAGAACACUUAACACAGUUUGCAAGCAAUCAGACACAUCUGAUGAAAAGCAAAUUGCUCGUGUUCAAGGAAGUACCCCACAUUUUAAAAACAUUGUGGCUGGACAGUCAAGAAUUGGUGAUUCUAGAUCACACUUUUGUCUCUGCUGCUUUCCAGAUGUUGAAGAUAAAGAAGAAUUUAAGUCAUAUGUGGAAGAAUUAUUUAAUGAAAUUAUUCAAUCAUAGGACAGUGCUUUUAAAAUCAGACAAAUUAUAGAAUUCCAACAUUAAAUAGGCCAACAGUUUUAAGCAAGAACUCAAUACAUGAAGUUUAAAUUUUUAAUGCUUGCCAAAUUUUAAUUAUAUUUCAAGUUUCUUCUGA